AUGGCCAGUGUACACAGCCCCGCGGCGUCAAUAGACGCUGUGAGCACGGAAUUAGCGUCAGAACCGCGCGAGCAGACGCCAGAUGUUCAAUUAAAGGACCUCAGGUUGGCAGAUGAGCAGCCGGGCUUGGCAGACGAGAACCUCAGCAGCAGCGAACACCAACAGGAACAGGAACAGGAACAGGCUGUUGCGGCUCCGGUGAACUGCGUGGAUGAGAUUUCGCGGUCGAUCGACGACUUUGCAAACGGACUUGACACGGAGUCGGAGCCGGGAAGACUGCCCGAGUACAGAGAAGAGUUCAUGGGCGAGUUCGAAGACGACGCGGACGCCACGAAGGAAACAGACUUUGACUCGCGCGACGCCAACGACACCUCUUUUGACAACACCUCCGACAGCGUGUCGGUAGCGCAAGACAAGGCCGAGACAGCGUCGUACUCGUCGCAGGACGACCGGUUCUCGUGGCAGCAGCACGACGACCAGCUUUCUGACAGCAACUCGGAGCGGUCUGUUUCGUCUUCUGGAUCGCUUUCAACACGCCAGACCGAGGAGAGAUCUGAAACGUACUCGGAUUCGGAGGCUGACCAGUUUAGACAGGAGUUUGUUCGCCAAAACACCCAGGACACUGUCAGACCGCUGCGUACAGACACUCUGGGGUCGUCAGUGUACGAAACCCCCGUUAGCGAGCGGUACCAGGGCCGGAGCCCGGUAGUGCAGGCUCCUCCGCAAAGACAGCGUGUGCGAUCCAUGUUACUUGAAGAGUCCGAGGUAAAAAAAGACGAUGUGGUGAUUGACGAUGAGGAGCCGGCAAAAACGCUGCCCAAGAUCAAAGAAUCGUCUGCGUUCCCGAACAUCGACCUCAAGAAGAUCGUGCAACUUCCAACGACACAACAGCGGCUCGAGCGUCUUCACAAGGCCAAAGAGGAGCUGGACGAGUACGACACAGGACUGUCGAGCUACCUAAGCGAGUCUACGAAAGCUACGUCGUUCACGUUCAACGAGGCCCAGCUGGGCCCCAAUGUGCUUAAUGCGUACAAAAACUCGGACCAGUACCACUCCACCACGCCGUCCACCACAGAGCUGGCCAACGACCUGCUCAGAACGUCGUCUGUGAUCAAGCAGAAGGGCCGCAACCUGCUGCGCAAGAUCCACCUCAAGUGA
Ogataea philodendri is the source of this 1158-nucleotide messenger RNA. RefSeq lists its product as uncharacterized. The record is from RefSeq and is a predicted model, not a curated record. Bases 1 to 1158 code for a protein of 385 amino acids. The transcript has a single exon. NCBI's taxonomy places the organism in Eukaryota, Fungi, Ascomycota, Pichiomycetes, Pichiales, Pichiaceae.